This is a messenger RNA of Pseudophryne corroboree (corroboree frog), 2150 nucleotides long. It is a transcript of the gene FGF8, whose product is annotated as fibroblast growth factor 8. Gene Ontology annotation, cellular component: cytoplasm. The record is from RefSeq and is a predicted model, not a curated record. Bases 755 to 1390 code for a protein of 211 amino acids. Gene Ontology annotation, molecular function: fibroblast growth factor receptor binding; growth factor activity. Gene Ontology annotation, biological process: regulation of cell migration; neuron differentiation; positive regulation of gene expression. The transcript is spliced from 5 exons. NCBI's taxonomy places the organism in Eukaryota, Metazoa, Chordata, Amphibia, Anura, Myobatrachidae.
AUUGCUUGCAAUCAUUACACUUAGUGCUCAAUGAGACACCAGCCAACACUCACACAUACACACACAGUGCAUCAGGAGGUUCCGCAACCACAAGUCGCCAACCAGGUUAUAUAUUGGGCUGCUAGUUCUCCUUUAUACUUGUAGCUAGAAAAAGGCUCCACUCAUCAAAUACUUUCAUCAUCCUACAAACCAAGACAACGUCAUUUUCAGACAAGAAGGAAAAAUAUAUAUAAAUGAUCCUCCCCAGGAGCUCCUUUCCGCAGUUUUCCUGACUUUGGCUUCAGUUCUCUGAGACCUUAACAGUGAGUGGCUGAACCUGGAUCAACCCCUCUGAGGUCCCAUCUGCGGCCACCCUGGAGAAGACUUGGACAUUUGUCACCUACUUGGAACCCAACUAGACAGCAGGCUGUGCCCCUUCCUUGCAGCAACUUCUUGGAGGUAUUGCUCUGGGUUUGCAGGAACCUGUGGACUGUACAGCUAGAGGAGCUGCUGGUUGCUUUGGAGCUGGUCCUGGGGGGGCUUGGAGGGGCUUUGCCUGUGAAAUCUCUCCCUGCCUGUUCCCUGCUCUCCCCCGGCAUCCUGGACAGGGAGAUGGGCGGAGGAAUCUGCUGGAGCUGCCAGGAAUAAGAGCACCGUACCUUUCUCCCUGCACCAGCUUGGCUGCACCCUUGCCUAGGACCUUCCCCAGCCAGCAAGGCGCACAGCCACCCUCCCGGAGAGCAUCCAGCUGCACAGCUUCCCUAAGGAGCUCACCAUGAGCUACAUCACAUCAAUGCUCGGGUACAUGUUGAUGCACUUGUUUGUCAUCUGCUUACAAGCUCAGGUAACUGUUCAGUCCCCACCUAAUUUUACACAGCAUGUGAGGGAUCAAAGCCUGGUGACAGAUCAGCUGAGCAGACGGCUCAUCAGGACCUACCAGCUAUACAGCCGGACCAGUGGGAAACAUGUUCAAGUCCUGGGCAACAAGAAAAUCAAUGCGAUGGCUGAGGAUGGCGAUCCACAUGCCAAACUGAUUGUGGAAACAGACACCUUUGGAAGCAGAGUCCGUAUUAAAGGCGCUGAGGCGGGGUUUUACAUCUGCAUGAACAAGAAAGGAAAGCUGGUUGGCAAGGCAAAUGGAAGAGGAAAAGAUUGUGUCUUCACAGAGAUUGUGUUGGAGAACAACUACACUGCAUUGCAGAAUGCCAAGUACCACGGCUGGUACAUGGCAUUCACCCGUAGAGGGCGCCCUAGAAAAGGAUCAAAGACAAGGCAACACCAACGAGAAGUUCAUUUUAUGAAACGGCUGCCAAAGGGGCAUCACACGACCGAACCUCAUAAACGUUUUGAAUUUAUUAAUUACCCUUUUAAUCGGAGAAGUAAAAGAACUCGAUACUCAAGUUCUCGGUAGGAACUGGAGGUCCAUUCCACACUCAACAGACUUUAAAUACAGACUACUCUAUUCUAAUAUAAAGUUAAAAAGACACACGGACUAGUUGUUUUAUAUAUAAAAAUACAUAUAUAUUUUUUGUUUUUACAGAUGAUUUAUUUUUGUAUUCCUACAAGUCAUUUUUUUAAGAAAAAAAAAACAUACAGACUUACAAAAAAAAACUGCGCUCUUCAUAGAGAUCUUAGACCUUUUUUUAUAUCUAGAAAAAGAAUAUUGUAGUGGAGUACAAACCUGGGACCAAAAGUGCUACUUACUGAUAACAAAAAAACACUUAACCAAAAACAAAACAAAUGACAGGUGGAAGAAGAGUGAAGAAGGAACUUGGCCUGCUGGUUUCUUUCUACAUCCGUUAGUGGAGUAUUCGAUUCUAGUACAUGUGCUUUUGAUUAUUUUUAAGAGCUGCUUUUUUUUACCUAUUCAAGUUUUCUUGACGGAAACAGUGAACUACCUGGCUGAAGCAGGUUUUCAAUAUUUGUUAUUUUCACGAAAACGAGGACAAAUCAUGUUUUUGUUUGAGACACAGGAAAAUAAAACCUCACACGACUUGCAACUACAUGGUGGUAAAAUAAAAUGCAUCCCAGUGGUAGAAAUCAGUUGUAAAAUAAUAGUGAUAAAAAGUAAUAAAUAAUGUUAUUUUUUUGAAACACUGUACAAAUGUCAGUUGCCUGGCAAGACCUUUGUCCUUUUUUUGAGGAUAUUUGUAAAUAUUAAUAUUAAUAAU